Onychostoma macrolepis is the source of this 1782-nucleotide messenger RNA. It is a transcript of the gene rdh10b, whose product is annotated as retinol dehydrogenase 10b. NCBI's taxonomy places the organism in Eukaryota, Metazoa, Chordata, Actinopteri, Cypriniformes, Cyprinidae. Bases 324 to 1334 code for a protein of 336 amino acids. Gene Ontology annotation, molecular function: oxidoreductase activity, acting on the CH-OH group of donors, NAD or NADP as acceptor. Gene Ontology annotation, cellular component: lipid droplet. The record is from RefSeq and is a predicted model, not a curated record. The transcript is spliced from 6 exons.
UGUUGAGAUGUAGAUAGGCUGGAAACCGUGCAUUAAAUAUGAAGCACACGCUAUAACUGUUUUGCAUAGCAGGCGGACACAAACACGCGUGGAAAGUUAUGUAGUCAAGUUAGUUCGAUCAUAUUUAAAGAGCUGGCGAGCCACAAAAAUACAUUGUUAUGGGUAGAAUUCAUCCUGUCGUGAGGGGAUCCAGCUUUUAUCCAAGCCUCAACAGGGUGUUUCUUUGAGCACAUUUGCGGUUCGAUUUCUUUCUUUGCUGUUGGAAUUGAAAUUCGCUGUAAUUUGUUUAGUUUGGCGAGUGGAAACAGAGGCACGCGUACAUUAUGAAUAUCGUAACUGAAUUAUUCGUGGUUACUUUUAAAAUAAUAUGGUCGUUCCUACUGGCCGGUGCUAAAUGGUUUAUUCCUCCACGGGAAAAGAGUGUGGAGGGCCAAGUGUGUGUUAUUACCGGUGCUGGAAGCGGUCUCGGGCGACUCUUUGCGCAGGAGUUUGCCCGGAGACGAGCGACCCUUGUGCUGUGGGACAUCAACCGAGAGAGUAACGAAGAGACCGCGGAGAUGGUGCGUGAAAUCUACCGAGAAACGAAGCCCUCCGCUGGGUCUUCAGAUAGUGUUCAAGAGUUGCCUCUGUUCCAGCCGAAAGUUUACACAUAUGUUUGCGACGUCAGUAAACGCGAGAGUGUGUAUUCGACUGCAGAGAAGGUGCGCAAAGAGGUGGGCAACAUCGACCUGUUGAUCAAUAAUGCUGGAGUUGUGUCAGGACAUCAUCUUCUCGAGUGCCCUGAUGAGCUUAUCGAGAGGACUAUGAUGGUCAACUGCCAUGCUCACUUCUGGACUGCAAAGGCUUUCCUUCCCAAGAUGCUUGAGCUGAAUCACGGACACAUUGUAACUGUAGCUAGCUCACUGGGCUUGUUCACCACUGCUGGUGUAGAGGACUAUUGUGCAAGCAAGUUUGGAGCCAUAGGCUUCCAUGAGUCUUUGAGCCACGAAUUGAAAGCAGCUGAUAAGGAUGGAAUAAAGAUGACGCUUGUCUGUCCUUUUUUAGUGGACACUGGCAUGUUUAACGGAUGCAAAAUUAGGAAAGAAAUGGCACCAUUGUUUCCACCGCUAAAGCCAGAGCACUGUGUCAAACAGGCCAUGAGAGCCAUACUAACAGACCAACCAAUGAUCUGCACGCCACGAGUCAUGUACAUGGUCACCUUCAUGAAAACUGUUCUGCCAUUUGAUGCCAUUGUGUGCAUGUACAGAUUUAUCGGGGCUGAUAAAUGCAUGUACCCCUUUCUGGCUCAACGCAAGGAGUCCACGAACAACAAUGAAUCAAAGACUGGAAUCUAACUGGUUCUGACUGAGCAACGCUGCUAAAGUCUGUUAGUUCCUCUGGAACGCUGAAACCUGUACAUUGAAUUUUUUUUCAGAUGACAUUUUGCUGUUAACUUUGAGGUUGCAAUAAUUUCAAAAGUAGAACACUAUGUAGCGAUUGGCUUUAAUUAUGAAAUGCUGUGUGUUACUGUAAGGUUGCUUAAGGCCUGUCACCUAUUUAUAUGUAUUCACAUUUUAUUUGUCGAGUAUUGUUGCUUUCCUCUCAACAUUCCAAGACUUUGUCACUUUAGAGGUUUUAUCCUCCCAAUAACACUAUGAAAUGCACUAUGUAAUGAAAGUAUUUCCUCUGGUUGCCUUUGUGGUCUUGAUGUGUUGAUGAUUUGGGAUAACACCAAUGAUUAAAGCAAAAGAUUAGCAGAAAUUGCCACAGAUGCUUAUUGUUGAAUAAACAGCCUUUAAACUA